This is a messenger RNA of Komagataella phaffii GS115, 654 nucleotides long. RefSeq lists its product as uncharacterized. The transcript has a single exon. The record is from RefSeq and is a predicted model, not a curated record. The coding region runs from base 1 to 654 and encodes 217 amino acids. Lineage: Eukaryota; Fungi; Ascomycota; Pichiomycetes; Pichiales; Pichiaceae. Gene Ontology annotation, biological process: vacuolar transport. Gene Ontology annotation, cellular component: endosome.
AUGGCACAGGAGCUACCUUUUAAUAAUCUUUAUAAAUUGAGACGAGUGGCUGCAGAUCAAGCCAAAGCAUGCUUUAUAUGCUAUAAACCUUCUGAUGUCGUACUGGUUACAGUUGUCUCCAAAGAAAAGCCAGACUUCUUCUACUUGUGCAAAUCCCAUCUUGAAGAUACCCAUUUCUGUUCAAAGCUAUAUUUUGAGUCAGUGGGUACUGACUUACAGAGUAGAGAGGCUCAAUUGAAUCAACUGAAGAUAAAAAAGGUAGAGUUGGAAAAGAGGUUGUUCAAGUUGGAAGACGAAGAAAGAAAGAAGCAGUCAGCUCUGAACAAAUUGUAUGACAUGGUCACAGGCGACAAGAAAAAGAAGCAAAAGGACAAAAAAGAUGACAAUUCCACUACUGAGAAGGACAAUGAUAGUCAGACAAACAAAAACUCCAUCUUAGAGAUCCGUAAAAGUCUAAACGACACUAUACAACAAAUCGACAACAAAUCCAAAGAGUAUCUUCACUAUCAGUUGGAUUCAAGUUUCUUUAAGUCUAGGCUGAAAAAAUACUAUGAGGCCGUUAAGAGUCAACAAAGGCUGCAGUUCCUAUCCAAUGAGUCUAAUUUUCCCUCUACCAAAGGCCUUUCCAAACUUACUCAACAGGAAAAUGUUUAA